This is a messenger RNA of Solea solea (common sole), 2431 nucleotides long. RefSeq names its product stress-induced phosphoprotein 1 (gene stip1). Gene Ontology annotation, molecular function: Hsp90 protein binding. Bases 66 to 1742 code for a protein of 558 amino acids. The record is from RefSeq and is a predicted model, not a curated record. Lineage: Eukaryota; Metazoa; Chordata; Actinopteri; Pleuronectiformes; Soleidae. The transcript is spliced from 14 exons.
GGCAAUAACACAUUUUCUGCAGGAAGUGCACAUUUUCAAGUGCUACCAAUUAGGGAAAAAAAACAAUGUUGAAAAGUAUUCGGAAGGAUCUCAGUUAUGAGACCACCUAUACGAAAGAGAAAGUUUCAGUGUUGAAAGACCAGGGCAACAAGGCACUGAGUGCUGGAAAUAUUGACGAGGCUGUACGGUGCUACACUGAAGCCUUGUCUCUUGACCCUUCCAACCAUGUCCUGUUCAGUAACCGCUCAGCUGCCCACGCCAAGAAGGGCGAAUAUGAGAAUGCUCUGCAAGAUGCCUGUCAAACCAUCAAGAUCAAGCCCGACUGGGGCAAGGGCUACUCCCGCAAAGCUGCAGCUUUGGAAUUUCUUGGCCGACUGGAAGAUGCUAGAGAAACUUACCAGGAGGGAAUCCGGCAGGAGCCAAGUAAUCAGCAGCUGAAAGAGGGUUUACAAAACAUCGAGGCUCGACUUGCAGAGAAAUCACUGAUGAACCCCUUCGCUAUGCCCAACUUGUAUCAGAAGCUGGAGAAUGAUAGUCGGACUCGCGAGUUGUUGUCAGAUCCCAGCUACAGAGAACUGCUGGAGCAACUCAGGAACAAACCAUCGGAGCUUGGCACGAAGCUGCAGGAUAAAAGAGUGAUGAUUACGCUCUCUGUGCUGCUGGGACUAAACCUCUCUGAGGCAGAGGAAGAAGAGGAGCACAUCUCCACUCCUCCCCCAAAACCCCAAAAGAAUGAACCACCUCCGCCCAAAGAGGAAGACCUGCCUGAAAACAAGAGAAAGGCCUUGAAGGAAAAAGAACUUGGGAAUGCUGCCUACAAGACUAAGGACUUUGAGACGGCGCUGAAACACUAUGAAGAGGCAAUCAAACUCGACCCCACCAACAUGACAUACAUUUCAAAUCAAGCAGCUGUGUACUUUGAAAAGGGAGAUCAUGAGAAGUGCCGGGAGCUGUGUGUGAAGGCCAUCGAUGUUGGCAGAGAGAACCGAGAAGACUACAGACAAAUUGCAAAGGCCUUGGCGAGGAUGGGCAAUUCUUACUUCAAGCAGGAAAAAUACAAAGAAGCUGUUCAGUAUUUCAACAAGAGCCUCUCAGAGCAUCGUACUCCUGAUGUCUUGAAGAAGUGCCAGCAGGCAGAGAAAAUCUUAAAGGAGCAGGAGAAACAAGCUUACAUUAACCCGGACCUGGCCCUGGAAGAGAAGACCAAAGGAAACGAUGCCUUCCAGAAAGGAGAUUACCCUGUAGCCAUGAAACAUUACUCUGAGGCCAUCAAGAGAAACCCUGGUGAUGCCAAACUUUUCAGUAACAGAGCUGCCUGCUACACAAAGCUGUUGGAGUUUCAGCUUGCCCUGAAGGAUUGUGAAGAGUGCAUCAAACUUGACCCCACCUUCAUAAAAGGUUUCACACGUAAAGGAGCCGUUUUGGAGGCCAUGAAAGAUUAUUCUAAAGCCAUGGAUUCAUACCAGAAGGCACUGGAGCUGGACUCUUCCUCAAAGGAAGCAUCAGAAGGCAUACAGCGCUGUAUGGUCAGUCAUGCCAUGAGAAAUGACAGUCCAGAGGACGUGAAGAAAAGAGCGAUGGCUGAUCCCGAUGUGCAGCACAUUAUGAGUGACCCAGCCAUGCGCAUCAUCCUUGAGCAAAUGCAGAAAGAUCCUCAGGCGCUUAGCGACCACUUGAAGAACCCGGUUAUUGCCCAGAAGAUUCAGAAACUCAUUGAUGUUGGACUGAUAGCCAUUCGUUGAUGAGACGUGUGAAGAAUCUACCAAGACUAAAGUGGAACGUCAUGCAAAACCCUCCACAAUAUUACAUCCUAUUUCCUUGCCUUUAAAUUUAAAAAUAUGUCAUCUCAGUCAUGUUUCACACUGGUUGUGUGUGCAAUGCGUUAUGUCUGUGGUGCGUCUCUUUUCAUUUGGCUCAAGUUAACUAAUGAGACCGAUGAGAGUGAAAAUGAUCUUUUCUCACAGUUGUAGCAUCUUUACACACACGUCACAAACACCUCGUGUUUCAAAGUAAAAGUGCUUAAGUUCCCUGAUUCCAUUCGUUUUAUUCAACAGUUAUAUUGUGAUAUGUAGAGCACUUACAGAUACACUGCUGCAUACUGAAGAGGUCCUGGUAUUUAGAGAAAAUGUAAACUCAACAGCACCUCUUUGGCAUGUGAGCGGGGGACGUGUACCCAGUGUGAGCGACAGAUGCAUGCGAGAUCAGCGCUGAUGCCGUCACGCACUGCACCUGCAUCAAGUGUGAAACCUGCCUCAGUCUCACUUAAGGCUUUGUCUGUAUGUUAUGUUUUUAAAGUAUCACAAAUUGUUGCAUUGUAUCUAAGAAAAUGUCUGUCUUGCAAUCUGGAUUCAAAUCUUUUUUCUAAAAUGUUAAGGAUUCACAUGUACAGAUGCCUAAGUACAUCUUAAAAUAAACAUCACAACGCAGUGAA